Molecule: messenger RNA, 2081 nt
Organism: Amphimedon queenslandica
Lineage: Eukaryota; Metazoa; Porifera; Demospongiae; Haplosclerida; Niphatidae
Product: armadillo repeat-containing protein 8-like
Exons: 23
Coding region: 49-2007 (652 amino acids)
Biological process (GO): proteasome-mediated ubiquitin-dependent protein catabolic process
Cellular component (GO): GID complex
Molecular function (GO): protein binding
Source: RefSeq, a predicted model, not a curated record
GUGUCAUGGGCGUGUCUAAAUUAUUUUAGACAUUCCUAUUCAACCAGCAUGGAUGAUUUCUCUGAGGAUUUCUUUACUCUUUCGACAUUAAAGAAAGUUCGUAACACAGUGAUUGGUAACUUGAAGCAGAAAAGGAAAUUCGUUGGAAAUGGAGUGUUAAUGAGGGUAACUGAUGCAUGGAGUAAAGUCCAGAAUGAUUCUCAUUUAUUGUGUGAACUAAUCAUUAUCAUGGGAAGCUUAGCUCAAGGAGUACCUGAGGCUGUGGAUCAAUUGGUGGAGUAUGGUGGACUAAAUCUACUUAUAAAAGGGCUAUGUCAUAAUGAUAGAAGUGUGAUGAUUGCCUGUGUAAAAUCGUUACGUCUCAUUUAUUCAACUGGACCAGUACCACCUAAUAUUUUAUUUCAGGAUGUCAAUACUGUGAAGCAACUACUGGGACUAUUGGCUUCACCUCCUCCAGUCAAUGAGAGUGCUGCUAUCAUUAUUGGAAUAUCUUGUCAAUGUGAAGACCAUCAAAAUAUUUUACUUGAUAAUAAUGUACUUCAAGCCAUUAGUUCAUUAUUGUUGUCCCAGUCACAAAAGGUUCUGUGUGCUGGUCUGAAAUGUUUGUGUGCUGUAAUCAAAGACAAUGAAAAUGCUUUAGAUGAAUUGAUGCAAAUUUCUGCAUAUGAUACUCGUGGACUUUUUAAUUUGCUGGACAAUCUCUUAAAAUAUUCACCUUAUGUGCACAUUAAACUUCAUUCUGCUGUGUGUCUAGCCCAUGUUUUAAAGGGCUCAAACUUAGGAGCUAUUGAAAGGUUGAUUCUGGGUCUUGUAUCACUAUGUAAACCUGACAUUGAAGACUCGACCAUAAAAAUAACUGCAGCCAACACUCUAGCUUUUCUGGUGUCAGACCACCCCAGUGAUCAAGAGAUUGCUGCCAGCACUGAUAAUCUAUUAUCAUCGCUGGUAGGAUUUUUGAGUAAUAAACCCGAUCAGGAUAAUAUUGACGUAGAUGAUGAUGAUCAGUCAAUAGUAGUCUAUCAUUCUCUCUGUCAGAGUUCACUCCAUUUAAUGUCUCAGCUCUGUUCCUCAGUUGAAGACGUAAGGCUGAAGGUUGUCACCCAACCAAAGAUGAUACAAUGUUUAACUGAAUGUCUUCAGAGUGAUGUACCAGCAACGAAGAUCGAAGCAACCAAAUGUCUUUUGAGCUUGUCAAGAUCAACAAAACUAUUAAGAACAUAUCUCUCAGAUGUUGAAAUACAUAUGUCGAAGCAUGUCCUAGAGAUGUUGUCUUCAACAAAUGAUGAAUUUGUUGCUGUAGCUACGAGUUUGGUAUGCAACUUGUUACUCUCUUUUUCUCCUUGUAGAGAGGUAUUGAUUAAUGAAGGGAUUAUUACUAUACUGUGCAGUCUGACUACUAACGGUAAUCCUAGCAUACAACUCAAUUCAGUAUGGGCACUGAUGAAUUGUGCUCGUGAUGCUACAGAGGAUGUACUUAAUGACAUAAUGGCUGGAGUGCCCAUAGAGCACUUAAUAUUAUUAAUGGAACAGCAUCAGAAUAAUGAGAAGUUAUUAAUGAAGUGUUUAGGAUUAUUAGUCAAUCUUACAUCAUCCACUAAGGUAUCAGAUUCAUUAAUAAAAGAGCAAGAUGUACCUUUAGUACAAGCUUUAGGAGCUCUUUUAGCUUCAAAUCUGCCUUCUGGACUUUGUGAGCAGGUAUUAUGUGUAUUAAUCAAUAUAUCCAGUGGAGGUGAGAGAAAUCGAAAUAUUGUAGCAGAAACAGUACUUGUGGUUGAAUGUUUGGGACAAAUUUUAAGAGUUUGUACAUUUGAUCCAGUCCUAAUGGCUGCUUGUUCACUGAUUCAGUUAUUAACAGAUAAUUCAUAUGGAGGUCAUAUUCACAGACAAAAUUGCCUUGAAGAAGUUGGAAUAAUACAUGCUUUGAGAAAAUUAGAACUGACUGGCAAUUCAACAGUUCAAGAUUUGACAAGAAGCAUCUUAGAUUAUUGUCAGACUGCUAACUUGUAACAUUCAUUAAAAUCAAUCAAUAUCUUUAUUUGAUACUUGGACUAGUUUUUACCCGUUGAGUGAAUUUUAAUUAA